Molecule: messenger RNA, 4670 nt
Organism: Pogoniulus pusillus (Red-fronted tinkerbird)
Lineage: Eukaryota; Metazoa; Chordata; Aves; Piciformes; Lybiidae
Gene: MPPE1
Product: metallophosphoesterase 1
Exons: 10
Coding region: 240-1436 (398 amino acids)
Biological process (GO): GPI anchor biosynthetic process; endoplasmic reticulum to Golgi vesicle-mediated transport
Cellular component (GO): endoplasmic reticulum-Golgi intermediate compartment
Molecular function (GO): phosphoric diester hydrolase activity
Source: RefSeq, a predicted model, not a curated record
CGCGGCCGCCGCUGUCACUCCGCGCCCCGGUGCCGCCCCGCCGCGGGGAGCGGGGCGGAGGGAGGCGGCCCGGCGGGAGCUGCCGAUCAAUGGGGAAGGCGGGCUGCGGGCUGCUGGGCGCUGACUUUAGAGCUUUUGAUCCGAUGCAAAUCCCAACGUGAUCCCUGACCAGCCCCUGCUGUUUGCACCCAGGGGAGAGGAACUGAGCCAUUGGGAAAGAGCCUUGUGCUGGUACUGCAAUGCUGGCUCCUGGCUUGACCACUGCGAGGAGUCAUCCUUUGAAGAAGAGGCUCUGCUUCCUGCUGAAGCUUGUGUGCUUGGUCAGCUCAGUGCUCCUAUUUUGUGAAAUUGUGAUUUAUUACCUGGUAAUUUUUCAAUGUCGAUGGCCAGAAGUGAAAGGUGGAGAUCACCGUGGGGAGAAGGAGACCUCAGCUUCAGUUCUAAAGGCCAUCGUUUUAGCUGAUACUCAUCUGCUUGGUGAAAUCAAAGGGCAUUGGCUGGAUAAGCUAAGAAGGGAAUGGCAGAUGGAGAGAUCUUUCCAAACUGCCUUGUGGUUACUGCAGCCAGAUAUUGUUUUUAUUCUGGGUGACGUCUUUGAUGAAGGAAAAUGGAGCUCACCUCAGGCCUGGGCAGAUGAUGUCAGGAGAUUUGAGAAGAUGUUUCAGUGUCCAGUCUCCACUGAGCUAGUGGUGGUUGUUGGGAACCAUGACAUUGGAUUUCAUUAUGAGAUGACUGCUUACAAGGUAAAUCGCUUUGAAAAGGUUUUCAACUUCACUUCAGGAAAGCUGAUAACUCGAAAAGGAAUAAACUUCAUCCUGGUGAAUAGCGUAGCCAUGGAGGGUGACGGCUGCGCUCUCUGCCGGGCCUCAGAGGCAAAGCUGGUGGCACUUUCUCACCAGCUGAAUUGCUCCCAGCAGAAACCAAAUCGCUCUGACAAGAGAUGCAGCAAUGUGGAAAAGCUUCCAUCUUCAGAACCCAUCCUUUUACAGCAUUACCCUCUCUAUCGGGAAAGUGAUGCUGAGUGCAGUGGAGAGGAUUCUGCUUCUCCAGAGGAGAAGAUGAUCCCAUUUAAAGAGAAGUACGAUGUGCUGUCUCAAGAAGCAUCACAAAAGCUGAUGUGGUGGUUUCGUCCCCGUCUGGUCCUCAGUGGGCACACGCACAGCGGCUGCGAGGUGCUGCACGCCGGGAGGAUCCCGGAGGUCAGCGUCCCCUCGUUCAGCUGGAGGAACAGAAACAACCCUGGCUUCGUCAUGGGCAGCAUAACACCAACUGACUUCUCCCUCCAAAAAUGUUUCCUUCCAUACGAGAGCAGAGUCUUGACUACAUACUGUGCAGCAGGUGCUCUGCUUGUCAUCCUGGUACUAGCUCAUUUUCAGCUUCUCACUCCACCAUUGUGUUUUGCUCAGCGUUUAAUCAGUAAGCAUAAAGCGGUAUGAAGAGCCAGACAUGUGCAUUCAGUCACUGCAAUACCAAAGCUGAGAACAGUCAAACAUCAGACUAUAGUCAUGCUAGCAAACGACCUAAUUUGAUUGCUAGGCUGAAGGCAGGUUGCAUUUACACAUACCAUAGAAGUCCUACACAGCUGCUAUGACUACUACAGGAUAAAUAAUUAACGGAAAGGAACAGGUCAUGCUGUACAAAAAUACUGUAUUCUGCAAUCAGUUGAGUCCUUUUCCUGCUAGAAUUUAUUUCUUUUUUGUAUCAAAUAGGUAUUUUAAAAGUGUAACUGUACAGUAUGUAAAUCCUUACAGCCUCAUCACUUGCCUGCACUGGUGUCUCACCCCUGGUGAAGGCUCAGUCCUGCAAACCGGAACUGUGUCUCUGUGUUAUUGCUGCGUGGCCCUUCUCCUGUCACACUGCUCUUUGUGAGGGUCAGGCAGAACCUAAGUGCCCCGGCACGGAGAGAGGUGGAUGCCUGUAACCUUUUUAGGCUGUUGCAUGUGAGGGACUGUGGUCUGAGACAAGAAAUCCUCCAGUUCCUGAAAUGUGACUGCAGCUGGCACCGGUCAUCAACAACAGGAAGAAGCUCAUGGAUCCGGUUUGCUGAUACACCCUUGAAACCUGCUUUAGGGAAAAUAAGUUAGGGUGACACCUCAAGCUGCUGUUUUUAAGAAGAUGAGCUUAAAAAAAAGAAACAAACCCAGGACCCUACUGCAUCCCAGAGAGCUGCGUGAGGAGGAGCUCUCCAGUUGCCAAUCUUCUGCAAGGAGGAAGGUCAAGUACAGCUGCAGUAACAUCAUCCUAGGCCUCGGUCUUCAGGUUAAGGCAGAUGGGGACAAGGAUGUCCUGUGGGCCACCAAGUGCUCUUGAUUCUUGGGUGAGUCAUGUUUUGUAUGGCCCUCAGCUCCUGUGUAGGGAGGUUGAGGUGGGCCACAGCCCCUGCCCGGAUGACAGCACAGGGGCUUCUGGCAAAUCAGAGCUCAAUGUCUUCAUGUGCUGUGUGGGAGGGAAGCUACUGCAGAGCCACUGCUGCUCCCCACCUGCCCCUGAAAAACCAGAGUGGGGGGAAUAUGUCAUGCCAGGACCAGUUUCCCUGCUGACAUUCCUGCAGAGGCUGGGAGCUUGAACCUCGAACUCCUGGGCUGGGGUUGGUUUUACAGAGGAGUUCAGCUCUACUUAUUCACUCUGCUGCUUUCUUUGGCGUGGGAAGGGAAACAACCUUUGCCUUUGGGAGUUUUAUUUGUUGUUAGCUUAUUCCACCCAGCCUCUUGCUGCCUGAGCACUCUGAUGAUGAAACUGAACAUACAAGUAUCAAAGUAGGCACAUUUCUCAGAUGAGGAAAUGGUAAGUUUGUAAUAGAUAUUGUUAGAUAAAGUGGUCUUUUCAUCAUCAGAUAGCAACAGAAAAAGCCUGCCUGCGUCACUUAGUGCCAUGGAUAGGGCUGGGUGCUAGGUUGGACUGGAUGAGCUUGGAGGUCUCUUCCAACCUGGUUGAUUCUAUGACUCUAGGGUUCUAAGUUUUCAAUUUGGGUUUGGGUUUCAUCCAAGAUGACUGAUUGGGGCUUGUAACUAAUCACACUGCUUUCAGUGACAAUCGAACCUGCUGAUUUAUAGGCCAGUGCAUGUGUGUGUGUGGGCUUCUGGUAGCUCUCAAUCUCUCCCUGACUUUAAAAAGAAGUGGUAAGUGUGGUAAAAGACUCCAUAAAGUAGUCUAACACUUUGCUAGGUUUCUGUUAUUGCAACUGUAAUUGUAGACAUUUGUACAGGUUAGUUUGGACACAGGAAAAGUUUAUAGUCACAGACAGAAAACACCUAGGUAGAAAAGAUAAAGGAGUGUUAAUAGUUCCUAGAAAGGACAUGCCUUAUUGCUACAGCAAUUCUCUUGCUUUUGAGAUAUUGUACUGUACCACAACUCAUCUGGAGAAUGUCAUUUUGCAUAAAUUAUUCAAGUCUGAGAAAUAGCCACACCUUGUUGGUUCUACAAGAGUUAAUAAUUAAAAGUAAAAGCCCCCAAUUUUCUAAUGUGUCUCUUUAUUAAAAGAGAAAUAAAAACGUCAUCUUGUAAUUCUCUCAGGCCAGACACAAGGGUUUUAUACACCUUAGUUGUUGUUGCUGCUGUGGUUGGUUUGUUUCUUCUUCUCGCUAGUUACUUGCACAAUGAAAGCCGCUGUCGGUACAGAGGUUGAAGAGCUCUAUCGAGUGGUGCUUCUACACAUUCACAAUCGGUCGGUGCAAUUGUGAAGGUCUAUGAAUGACCAAAGAAUUACCCAACAGAGAAAGGAAAACAGAAAGAACUCCUUGGUUCCCAUCAGGACACCACCAGGUUGCGGUUCGGACACUCGAAUUCCAACGGGUUAAAGCUGAGACUUCCAAAGAGAAAGGCAAGUUUGCUGCAACAUCCGGUGACUGGAAUACCUCACUUGGAAAGGUAAGUGGUUACUUUGCAUAAUUUAUCUUUUUUUUGUCCUUUGUUUUUAAAUACUAAAGAGCAUUUUUAUAUAAACCAGAAAAAAAAAAACCAAAACCAAACAAACAACCCAAACCAAAAACCAAACCCCUAAACUCUACAGAUAAAGUUCUUACCUCCAGUCACUGCUGCAGGUAAGGUUGACAUCAAGCUGUACAGCGCAAUCAAAAACAUACUUACAUCUUAGCUCAUUUUACAGGUACAGCCAUAAUCAAGGCACAAAGAUCUUCUACAAGGAAAGGGUUUUUUUUUUGUGUGUUGUGUUUUUUUUUUCUUCAAUAAAGUUGUACAAAAUAAUAUUACAUUUUACAGUCUGUACAAUAUCAUAAACCAGCGGUAAAACAAAACCAGAACAAAACUAUAUAUAUAUAUAUGUAUGUAUGCAUGUGUGUGUAUAUAUAUACAUAUAUAUAUAGAUAGAUAGAGAGGGAGAGGGAGCGUUGUCCAAGAAUGAUCUGAACUCCAAGGAUCAUUUGUGGACAGCACAAACAAACGUAAAAGUGAGGGCGCUCACUUGGCUGCCUAGGUGCAACAGGCUGAAAAGCAGCUGUAAUUCCGACGCCUGAGGUGCGCAGAGACGCUUUAGCUCCAAAACCCCAGCAAAAUUGCUUUUAGCUUCACUGUUCCUCUCAUCAUCAUCAUCACCAUCUACUCUACUUCCUGUGCCAGUCACGGCUUAAAAGAGGAGGUCACUUUAUCCGUUGGACCUGUAACUCAGAAACGCUAAAAACUGUGACAGAGUAAUAAAUAGUGUGGUGCUGCUA